GAAGGAAAAAGAAAGGGAAGGAGAAGGAAGGAAGGAAGGGUCUUUCACAGGGCAGUAGCCAGGGCCAUUUUGUGUGGCCAUGAGAGCAGCUGGUUCCCUUCACCAAAGGCUCCCAGAAUUCCACAGCACUGAGCCAGGGCAGAGACCCUCAUCGUCCCGUCUGCAUCUUAAAGAGACACAGGCAAAUGCCACAACCUGUUUCUUCCAUAAUACAGAAGUUUGAGGAGCAGCGGUGAUACCUCCCUUAAAGUGUCACUUGGUGCAGUCUGCACCCUGCGCACCCCCUUAGUGAUGCCACGGCUGGCCCUGAUGUGUUGCCUUUUGGCCCCUGAGAUGAGGCAGGAAAGGCGGAUGGAUGAACUGUGAACCUGUUGCUGGCCAGAUCCAGGUGGAAAAUUAUUUGUGGAGGGAUCAUCAAGUGUGUGGAGGUGCUGGACACUUAAGUAUCAUCUUGACUCAGGUUGGUAGUAUCCAUCCUGCCCGGACAGGGAGGACAAUGAGUGAAAGUAACCAGCACCAACGGGCAAGUGCAGGUAGGGGACGUCGUGGAGUAGGAGCAAAGCAAGUGAAAGAAAACAAUGAAGUUUAUGAACAAUCCUUACCUUUGAAUGAACCACACCACAUGGAGUCUCAGACACAAACUCAGCAACACCUGUAUUAUGGCCUGAGCCCACCACAGAAUUUUGAUGAGGCUCCAGAGAUGCCACCUCCCUCACUGACUCUUGUGACCAGUAUGAGGACUCAGCUGCAUAUGGCUCUUGAGAGGAAUUCCUGGUUGCAAAAGCGAAUUGAGGACCUUGAAGAAGAACGAGACUUCCUACGCUGCCAGCUAGACAAGUUCAUCUCCUCGGCUCGCCUGGAUGCUGAUGACCACUUUCGCAGCAAGCAGGCCUCACGGCGGUCUGAGACUCGGAAUGGGGAUGUGACAGACGAUGACAGCAUGGGCUCCUGGCUGAGUGCCAGCCCUGAAGAAGGGGGCUCCACAGAACACAAGAAGCAGAAGGGAGGGGUUAACAGAAGACGUUUUGUGAAACCUAAAGUGCGUGAGAGGCAGAGAGUCAAAGAUGUGGAUGGAGUGUUAUGUCGCUAUAAGAAGAUACUGUACACUUUUCAAAAGCUGCAAAGCAUGAGCCGGGCUUUUGAGCAUCACCGAGUGGACCGGAACACUGUAGCCUUGACCACACCCAUUGCUGAGCUCCUCAUUGUGGCCCCGGAAAAGGUGGCUGAGGUGGGUGAAUUUGACCCGUCCAAGGAGCGCCUGCUGGAGUAUUCCCGCCGAUGCUUCAUGGCACUGGAUGAUGAGACACUCAACAAGGUCCAGGCUCUCAAGAAGAGCAAACUCCUUUUGCCCAUCACCUACCGCUUCAAGCGGAAAACAGACUCUUCCAACCCUACUGCUGGCAACCCUCUUCCCUCACCCACCACCCCACCCAAACCACUUCUGCCCAUUGGUGAUUGCUACAAACGAUGAUUUCCCUUCUUUGGCUGCUUGAACCCACUUUGCAAGCCGUUCCAUCUCCAUCCCUGUCCAGCCUUUGCCAAGCAUCUGCUGUGCCCCCUCCCCUCAGUUUUAUCUGUCCUUGACACCCACUUCCCACCCUUUCCCACAUUUUCAAAGGUCAAAUGAAGAUGCAACUUUGCAGGCAGGGCUAGCUUGCUCAUGAGGUAAGUGGGUGACUAAUGCUGGUUCUUUAAUGUGCAUUGCCUAAUCUGACUGGAUGCUCCCACUGUACUAUCAGGAACACAUUUCACUCUUUACUUCCACCCAAGAACUGACAAAAUAGCUGGCCAGAGGACAGGUGGAACGAGUCGACAGGACAGAACUUGCUGCAUCCAAAGGUAAGAUGCAGAAGUGGGUAGGAUGCUUGGGAGUGGCUACAGUGGCAGACUGACACUGUUAAGAUUGCCAGGUUGUCAGUAGAAGAUGCACAGCUUGGAAAAGUUACUUUGAACUAAUAAUGCUCCCAGAAUUUCCUGGCCAGCAAGACCUGUGGCUGGGCCCUGGUAGCACAGUGGUUAAAUACCUGUACUGCAGCCACUCAGAAUCAUAAGGUUGCAAGUUCAAUACUAAUCAGGGUUCAAGCUUGACUCAGGCUUGCAUCCUUCCGAGAUCGCUGAGUACCCA
This is a messenger RNA of Sceloporus undulatus (fence lizard), 2125 nucleotides long. RefSeq names its product coiled-coil domain containing 106 (gene CCDC106). The coding region runs from base 356 to 1471 and encodes 371 amino acids. The record is from RefSeq and is a predicted model, not a curated record. NCBI's taxonomy places the organism in Eukaryota, Metazoa, Chordata, Lepidosauria, Squamata, Phrynosomatidae. The transcript is spliced from 8 exons. Gene Ontology annotation, cellular component: nucleoplasm.